Molecule: messenger RNA, 1785 nt
Organism: Miscanthus lutarioriparius
Lineage: Eukaryota; Viridiplantae; Streptophyta; Magnoliopsida; Poales; Poaceae
Source: the annotation of a GenBank genome assembly
AUGGCAGCGGUGCUGGACGCGUUCGCGUCCAAGCUGGCGGGCGUCCUUGUCGGCAUGGCCAAGGAGAAGGUGGAGAUGCUCCUCGGCGUGCCGGGAGAGAUCACCAAGCUCGAGACGACGCUCGGUGACCUGAGCAGCAUCCUGGCUGAUGCUGAGAGGAGGCGCAUCCGCAGCUCUGCUGCAGAGCGAUGGGUGAAGGAGCCCAAGGAUGUCAUGUACGACGCCGAUGACAUUCUUGAUCUCUGCCAGGUCAUGCAGGGUAGUGGAGAAGAUCCCUCGUCAUCAAUUGCUGCUCCAAAAACCUCUUCAGGGUGCUGGAACAUUCCAAAGAUGCUCUUUUGCUUCCGCAGCCCUGUUGUUGCGCAUGAAAUCGGAAAGAAGAUCCAAGCUCUCAACCAACGACUGGAGGAUCUUGAGAAGAGGAGCUCCCGCUUCGGAUUCAUCACGCAAGCAAUCAACUCCUCAGGGUAUUCCAUCGAUAAAGCUCCGAAUUCUUUGUUUGACAAGACUGGAUCGCUUAUUCUCCCUUCGGAUGUUGUUGGCUUUGGAGAAAAUAAGGACCUGCUUCAGCGUGCUUUGAAGGACAUUGUCCAGCAAAAGAAGAAGUUUUUGUUGGUGAUGGAUAAUGUGUGGGGUGAAAAGGUGUGGAACGACUUUCUUAGAGUGUCACUUUGCUAUUCUACUCAUGGCAGUCGCGUCUUGGUGACGACAAGAAAUGUUGGAGUUGCUCGUGGGAUGAAUGCCCAACAUCUCCAUCGAGUUGACAAGCUGCAAACAGAAGAUGCUUGGGUUUUACUAAAAAAACAGGUAGUGCUAAAUGAUGAAGCCGAUGUCGUUGGAUUAAAGGGUAUUGGAAUAAAAAUUGUGGAAAACUGUGACUGCUUACCGUUAGCAGUUAAGCUUCCUAAUAGCGUUAUGAAGCUACGGAAGCUAAGGUUACUCAACUUAAGGGGCACGGCCAUCACUUCAAUUCCUCGUGGCUUCGGAAAGCUAGAAGAAUUGGUCAACAUGUUGGGGUUUCCAACACAUUCAGAUGAUAACGCAGAUGGCUGGUGCAGCUUAGAAGAACUAGGUGCUCUAUCCAAGCUCAAAAUGCUUGAAAUAGGAGGCUUAGAUUUGAUAUUUACCAGCAGGCUCGGAGAAAUUGUAGAGGUCAAAGACGACAUCAACAAGGAGGAGCACGAGAGAAUAGGGGUGGUGUUGGCUAAUCUCUGCCCUCCAACUUGCAUAGAAAACCUGGAGAUCAAAGGCUACUUUGCACGUGGGCUACCGCAAUGGAUGAGAACAAUUUUGAGAGAGUUGAACCUGGAUAAUAUACUACACUUGGUCUCUAUAGAGAACUUCCCCUCGCUAGUCAAGCUUUGUUUACAUGAAAAUCCAAGAAUAGAGAGGAUCGGCUACAACCCAAGCUUACAAUGGAUUCACAUUAGCAAAUGCCCCGCACUAAAGGAAUUGGACGCAUUACAAGAUGACUCCUCCGAGUCCGAGUGGGGAAAGAUCAAGCACGUCCAGCAGCUAAAGGCAUAUGGGAGGACGUCAAUUGAAGAUGAGGUCGACAGGACGUCAAUUGAAGAUGAGGUCGACAGUCACAUAUACUACACCAAGGAGCCGGUCUGGGAGUGGAUGCACGUGCUCGACGGCCGCUUUCGGCUCCGCGGCGCUGGUGUCACCGGCGCUCUUCGGCAGCCAUGCAUGGAGGUGGCACCGGACUCCGUCGCGUCGGAGGAGAUGGCGCCGCAAGACCUCGAGCAGGACUCCGUCAUGUCGGACGCGAUGGCGCCGUAG